AACAUCUUGGAGCAACUUUGGAUAUCUGUUCUGUCCGCAGUCUUUUUUGACAAAACUUAUGCAUUAACCAUGGCCGCACCUCGCGCGUCUGUCAGACUGGCCUUUGAAAGUACCCGAUCUUAUGCGACAUUGAGGAAAGGCUCUGCGACAAAGGUCAAGCUGCCCAAUUCAAGACGAAUCCCGAACCCUAUCUCGCGUGGCCCAUAUAACACUACUGGUAGGAGAGAUGGCGUCAAGCCUUCCAUUCCGGCCGUAGUGGAGCCUCAGUCGACCGAGUCGUUUCAGAAGCCAUCACAAGAGCCACAGAAAGAACCGAACUCCAGUAGAACACUAUCAGAAGCUUUACAGGAGGCAGACGCAGAAGGUGCGAAUCCACUCGUAGCGCCCAUCAACAUCCCAGAUGACCCAAAUGGUAUACUUCCAAGGGACCAUCCAGCACUUUCAAUCCUCGCAAACUCAGCUAUCCUGAUAAAAAGGCAGCUAGAGUGGGGCAGCAUAUUAGUAGGGUUCGAGCAGGCGAACCGAUACGUGAUUAUGGAUCCUCACGGGGAAACCAUAGGAUAUCUAGUAGAACAAGAUCUUGGACUAGGAAAAGCCGUUGCUCGACAGGCCUUCAGAACGCAUCGUAGUUUUACAGCACACGUGUUCGAUCGGGAGCAAAAAGAAGUUCUUAGGAUCCACAGACCCUUUAGCUGGGUCAAUUCCACAAUUAGAGUGUACGACUGUGUAAGUCCGAACCCAGAGGCAAACACAGAGGAGUCAAACGACAUCGCGAGAUUAGAAAGUAGUGAAGGGGCCGCACACGUGUCCCAGCUACCACAUUCCGAGAUGCGCAUCAUCGGUGAAGCAUCUCAAGAAUGGGCCCCUUUGAGACGCAAGUACAACCUCUUUCUUCCGCGCGACUCCGAGCAAGAACGUGACACGCCUCAGCUUACCUCAGGGCAGCUCCCCCUUUCUAAUUCCAAGGCAUUGGAGAUACGCGAAGACGACAAGAGACAACUCAAUAUGUCACAAUUUGCGAGGGUAGACGAACCCUUCUUAUCAUGGGACUUCACACUCAAGUCGGCUGAUAGCGAGGUGAUCGGGUCUGUCAAUCGUGAAUUCGGGAAUCUUGGACGAGAGAUUUUUGCGGACGCAGGCACCUAUGUGCUUCGAAUGGACUCUGCGCAGACAAUUUCUGACAAAGGGGAAUCUGCUACUCAAGCCCCUGGGAUGACUCUGGACCAACGUGCAGUUAUGUUGGCGACUGCGGUCAGUGUGGACUUUGAUUAUUUCAGCAGAAAGAGUGGCUUCGGAGGUUUGCCAAUACCCUUCUGGAUACCAAUGGGUGGAGCGGAGGCUGGUGCAGCCGGUGCCGAAGCUGGUGCAGUAGGUGCCGCUGGAGCUGGCGGAAUGGUUGGUGCAACAGAGGAAGCAGGACUUGCUGGUGCAAGUGCUGGAGGCCUCGCGAAUGCAGGGCGUGGUGCUGCUGGAGCGUGGGGAUCAGAGUCGACUGUUGCCGGAGUCGGCACUAUGGCCGGAUACGAAGCCAUGCACAGAGGACGAGGAAGCCAGAGUAACGAACCAUUCGACGAUGCGUCGCCUCAAGCCCCAGGAGACAUAGAUGAUCGGGUACCUUCGCCUCAGGCUUCCCAGCACGGGUCACAACCUGAGGACGUAUGGGGUGAGAGCUCGCAUUGGGAUGACAAGCCUGGUGGACAAUCACCAUAUUCUGACGGCGGCAGUGAUAGCAAUAGCAAUAGCAAUAGCGGUAGCGGUAGCUCAGAGGGUGGCGGACUGUCUGAUUUCUUCUCCGACUUUUUUGGAUAGGACGAAGUAAAGACUGUUGUACGCAAAGCAUCGCCCCUGGCAUGUCGUAUGGGAAUUUAGCUCCAGGAGUCGUAAAUGGUCUCAGAACGCAGGUGUAAAGACUAAUCAAGCACUAACUAGAUUACGAACAUCUCUUCGCUGUGACAAUGCCUAGGUGUGGCGUGGUCUCUGGCAUAUGAAAGCGUUCAAACAGAAUUCUAUGGUCUGUCUAUUU
This is a messenger RNA of Pseudovirgaria hyperparasitica, 2023 nucleotides long. Its product is annotated as Scramblase-domain-containing protein. Gene Ontology annotation, biological process: plasma membrane phospholipid scrambling. Lineage: Eukaryota; Fungi; Ascomycota; Dothideomycetes; Acrospermales; Acrospermaceae. The record is from RefSeq and is a predicted model, not a curated record. Gene Ontology annotation, cellular component: plasma membrane. Bases 70 to 1809 code for a protein of 579 amino acids. Gene Ontology annotation, molecular function: phospholipid scramblase activity. The transcript has a single exon.